Molecule: messenger RNA, 1245 nt
Organism: Phyllostomus discolor (pale spear-nosed bat)
Lineage: Eukaryota; Metazoa; Chordata; Mammalia; Chiroptera; Phyllostomidae
Gene: C1QTNF6
Product: C1q and TNF related 6
Exons: 3
Coding region: 163-969 (268 amino acids)
Molecular function (GO): protein binding
Source: RefSeq, a predicted model, not a curated record
UCUCUCCUCCCCCUCGCCCUGCCUCCCGCCCUCCUCCGCUCGGGCCUGGGGGUCUGGGCCAGCAACAAGCUAUUACUGCAGACAUGGGCAUAGGAGCUAGAGGCUGACCCGAGGCCCGGGGUCCGUGAGGCGCUGGGCGAGGCUGCAGGAGUCGGGGUCGCCAUGGGGACAGCUGCCCCGGAUGUCCUCUGGACAGUGCUCCUGCUCCCGCUCUUGGUGUUUGGGGUCCCCACGGAAGAGCCCACCUCUGGGGAAGCUGUGGCCUCCCAUGCCCCCGGGCACUGCCGCUGGUGCUGUGACUCUGACUCUGAGGACCACCUGGCCCCUGCCGAUGCCGCGGACGUGUCCCCGGUCUCUCCGUCCACCCUUCCGUACGUGUUGCCCGAGGUCAGGCCCUACAUUAACAUCACCAUUCUGAAGGGUGACAAAGGGGACCGAGGCCUGCUGGGCACGCCUGGGAAGCUGGGCAGGGAGGGUCCCCGGGGAGAGCGAGGCCCCCAGGGCAGCAAGGGCGACAAGGGGCAGCCGGGCAGCCCCGGCAGCCCGUGCCAGACUCGCUUCUCAGCCUUCUCCGUGGGCCGGAAGACGGCCCUGCACAGCAGCGAGGGCUUCCAGCCGCUGCUCUUCGACACCGUCUUCGUCAACCCGGACUCGCACUUCGACAUGGCCGCCGGCCACUUUGUCGCCCCUCUGCACGGCCUCUACUUCUUCAGCCUCAACGUGCACAGCUGGAACUUCAAGGAGACCUACGUGCACGUCAUGCACAACGAGGAGGCGGCUGUCAUCCUGUACGCGCAGCCCAGCGACCGCAGCAUCAUGCAGAGCCAGAGCGUGAUGCUGGCCCUGGCGCCGGGCGACCGCGUCUGGGCGCGGCUCUUCAAGCGCGAGCGUGAGAACGCCAUCUACAGCGAUGACGUCGACACCUACAUCACCUUCAGCGGUCACCUCAUCAAGCCUGAGGACGAUUAGUGCCUCCAGCGGCGCAGCUCUGGUGCUGGGGGGUGGCGGCCAGGGCAGGUCCCACCCCCGGCAGGGCCUCAGUGUGCCCCUCUGUAAAGUGGGCCCACAGAGCGGCAUUCUGGGUAGCCCUCUUCUUCCUUCUUUCCUUCCCAGUCUGUUCCUUCUGCUCUCCUCUCUUGGGCAUAUUUUAAGAAGCCUUCAAACCUAAAUAUUCUAGAACUUUCCCAACCUUUUAUACCAGCAAUUUUCAAGCUUGAAUGUGUCCGAGAAUCACCUCGGUCCUGA